GUGCCCCACUGCAAGUUGCCCAUGUGAGGUUUUUAAUAAGGUGGAUGCAGGAGUUGGUCUUGCUCUCUUCUGGGUGACGCGGAUUGGAAGGGGUUCUCCAUACUUUUACCAAACUAUUUCCUGUUUGUCCCCCCCUUUGUUUACUGAAACUGCAAAUACUUCUACAUUAUCUUUGAAAGGAGCCAUGAAGUGGACCUGGGUGCUUGUGGCAGUCUUGCUGUCCUUUGGGGGGCUUUCACUGGGCAAGGAGAGCUUGGACUUCCCAGAGUAUGAUGGAAAGGACCGUGUCCACGACCUCAACGCCAAGAACUAUAAGUCUGUGAUGAAGAAGUACGAUGUAAUGGUGGUGUACUACCAUGACCAUCCCGGAUCCAGCCGCGUCGCCCAGAGACAGUUUGAGAUUGAGGAGUUGGCCCUUGAGCUUGCAGCCCAGGUCCUGGAUGAGUUUGAUGAUGAGGAUAUUGGAGUUGGCCUCCUUGAUGCAAAGCUCGACAAGGUCGUUGCAAAGAAAUUAGGCCUUGAUGAGUCCGACAGCGUCUACAUCUUCACAGACGAUGAAGUCAUAGAAUAUGAUGGCGAAUUUGCAGCAGACACUCUUGUGGAGUUCAUCUAUGAUGUUCUUGAGGACCCCGUGGAAAUUAUUGACAAUAGUAGGGAACUGAAGGGCUUUGAAAACAUUGAAGAGGACAUCAAAUUGGUGGGCUACUUUAAGAGUCACAAGUCAGAACAUUUUGAGGCUUUUGCCGAUGCUGCUGAAGAGUUCCAUCCUCACAUCAAGUUCUUUGCCACAUUCAGUCCUAAGAUUGCCAAGGCUCUGGAGCUGAAGCUUAAUGAAGUGGACUUCUAUGAACCCUUCAUUGAUGACCCCGUGCUUAUCCCAGGAAAACCUUACUCUGAGGACGAGCUGGUGAAAUUCAUCGAAGAUAAUGACAGACCAACCCUGAGGAAGCUCCAGCCACACAACAUGUACGAGAUCUGGGAGGACGAUGUCGACGGUGAACACAUCAUUGCUUUUGCAGAGGAGGCUGACCCAGAUGGUUUUGAGUUCCUUGAGAUGCUGAAGCAAGUUGCCAAGGAUAACACAGACAACCCUGACCUCAGCAUUGUCUGGAUUGACCCUGAUGACUUCCCCCUGCUUCUGCCACACUGGGAGAAGACUUUUGGAAUUGACCUGUCCACCCCACAGAUUGGUGUUGUCGAUGCUGAUGAUGCUGACAGUGUGUGGAUGGACUUGGAUGAUGGUGAUGAUUUGCCAUCUGUAGACGAGCUGGAGGACUGGAUUGAGGAUGUUCUCUCAGGUGAAAUCGAUCCUGAUGAUGAUGAUGAUGAUGAUGACGAUGAUGAUGAUGAUGAAGACGAUGAUGAUGAUGACGAUGAUGACGACGAUGAUGAUGAUGACGAUGAUGAUGACGACGACGACGACGACGAUGAUGAUGACGAUGAUGAUGACGACGACGAUGAUGAUGACGACGAUGAUGACGAUGAUGAUGAUGACGAUGACGAUGAUGACGAUGACGAUGAUUAUUAAAAUCAUUAAGUCAUAAUUCACUCUUUAAGUCUGACCAAUGCAGUUUCAAGAGUCAACAUCCUUAAGUCAAAUCAUCCUCUUUUGUAUCUAGUUCUUAUUUUGAACUUGUCGGUUCAUUUUGAUAUCGCAUCUUUUCAUCAUCCUCUCUCUGCAUCUCAGCAUAACACUAUUCCAUCACUCAUUUAUCCCUCUCCCCUAUAUAUUCAUUCAUACUCAUGUACCAAAGUACUUUCUAAGAGCCCACAGUGCCUUUAUUCCCACAUGUAACACUUUCUGGUACAAUAAAAAAAAGAAAUUCUCUCAAAAUCCUAACAUCUACUGCUGUUGAUUUUCAGAUGAUUAAAGUUUUUGUUUUCUAAAGUACUGAAGGGGUUGCGACAUUGUAUGCAUUAUGUCUGAGUCCAUCUGUGGAGUCUGUUGCAGUUUGAAUGUGUUUUACUUGUUGACUUAUUUUCUUGUUUGCCCCAGUAAUUAAACAACUGAAGUCAGAUCCAAGGGUGCUAGCAGGCUUUUCUGACGGGUCUUAAGCAUCACCAGCCUACUCUGUGAAAUCAAUGUAACGCUGUACACUGAAAGUGCUGUACAUCAUAUGGAUGUUUUCUACGAUGAUAUGAAAUAUGACAACAGCCAUAUUCUAUUUUUGUAACAAGAGAAAUUUAACUUACUGUAAAGUCUUAAAUAAAGGACAGCUUGGACAGAAA
Molecule: messenger RNA, 2229 nt
Organism: Scatophagus argus
Lineage: Eukaryota; Metazoa; Chordata; Actinopteri; Scatophagidae
Gene: casq1a
Product: calsequestrin 1a
Exons: 11
Coding region: 185-1528 (447 amino acids)
Biological process (GO): regulation of skeletal muscle contraction by regulation of release of sequestered calcium ion
Cellular component (GO): sarcoplasmic reticulum lumen
Molecular function (GO): calcium ion binding
Source: RefSeq, a predicted model, not a curated record